UGCAAUUUGUUUCUUGGGGGAAGUAGAAGGUGCAUUUGGCUGGGGGGCAGAAAAGGGGCAUUUGGGGGAGAAGAGCAGGAGAUUCCAAUCUGAGGAGUUAGCAAAAGGCAGGGAAACACAUGUUGGAAUUGGGAAUGGGGAAAGCAGUUUGUGCCAGAGUCAGACCACUAGUCUAUUCAGCCCAAGGGCUGCUGCGUCCUUUCAUGGGCAGAGGAACUCCAAAAUUUCCGAAGCUCCUAGUAGCUGGGAGCUUCCCAGUUUGAGAUGUUGCCUGGCAUUUUCUGCCUGCAAAGCGAACACAGGAAUCAGCCUCCUACGGUGUCGGACAACUCGGUCUGUCUCGCUCAGCAUUCCCUACACUGACCGGCAGCAGCACUUCAAGGCUGCAGACAGGAAGCCUUUACUAGCAGCACUUGGAGAUUCUAGGGGGUUAAACCUUCUGCAUGCCAAGCAACUGUCCUGCCCACACUUCUGCAAACCUUGCGGCUCCCUGGAGCCUUCCGAUAGCUCCCUCUUCCGUCUGGGUGGAACUGUUUUGGCCCCAUAACAAACAGCGCGAGGAGAAUCGAGAUUGUUGUCUGUAUCAGGAUGGGGAGCCUUUUCUGGGCAGCCUUUCGAGGGCCACACGUCAGCAGGAGACAGCGCUAGAGACAAAAGCAAACAGAGCAACAAGUGUAAAUGCUGCUGUCACACAGUAAAUGUAAAGUAAAGGGACCCCUGACCAUUAGGUCCAGUUGUGGCAGACUCUGGGGUUGCGGCGCUCAUCUCGCUUUACUGGCCGAGGGAGCCGGCAUUCAGCUUCCAGGUCAUGUGGCCAGCAUGACUAAGCUGCUUCUGGCGAACCAGAGCAGCGCACCUUCCCGCCGGAGCAGUACCUAUUUAUCUACUUGCACUUUGAUGUGCUUUUGAACUGCUAGGUUGGCAGGAGCAGGGACCGAGCAACGGGAGCUCACCCCGUCGCGGGGAUUCGAACCGCUGACCUUCUGAUCAGCAAGUCCCAGGCUCUGUGGUUUAACCCACAGCGCCACUCGCAUCCCCACAGUAAGCUAGUUUCUAUUCAGACUCUCCUCUCUGUCCUCAAUCUAGGCAAGCAAAGAGGUGCUGUCAGAGUUCAGGGGCACAUUCCAGCCAGGCGAAAAUGCCCAGGAAUGGGGCCAAAGCAAGACUGUUGAGGGUGUGGCCUGGGUAGAGGGGGUGUGGCCUUGGGAAGGUUCUGAGGGCCAGAUAAAGAGAGCCCCGGGGGCCAUAUUCAGCCUGAGGUCCAUGAUGCAACACACUCUGCGUUCUGCAUGUUUCAUUCCUCCAGGGUGAAGUGUUUUGGGGGAGAGAGCUGCUGCCCACCAGCGACAUCUCCUUGUGUGCCAACAGAACAGAGCAACAGGCAGGCCACUUCCCUGCUUCUCUAAGAAGCGAUGGAGGGCCCAGACUAAGCUGGGCCCACAGGGAACCAUCCUCUCUCCCGAGUCGCCAGCUCCGGAGGCCCAAAGUCAGAGAAGAGAUGGAUGCUGGAGAGCCAGCCAUUUCCAAGCCAGAGGCCAGAGCAGAGAAAGGCACAGGAGAUGCCCUCCCUAUCGUCCAAGUGAAGGCAGUUGGGCAGUUUCCAAAAUGGCCGUUGUUGAAACAUGUUAGAGGGGAGCAGGACAAGGGGCUGCUACAGCAGAGCUGGCAAGCCCAGUGGAAAGACUUCCUCAGAGUGGUUCAGCCCCACAACUCCAGCAUAGAGAGCCCACAGCCACCGUGGGGGGACACCAAAUUAUCUUUUACCCACACCGAGGGACCCACAACUGCCCGCACGCGGGCUGGGUGUGAUGAGCACAUACUUCGUGGGCUGGCUGAGGAUAUGUAUGGCUCGCCAGAUCCCAGAGACAGAGAGGAUUAUGGGGAAGUGGAGGGAGAUGGCCAACAUGCCCUCGGGGCAGACGGAGAACGCCAGCUGUUCCGGCGGUUCUCCUACAGGGAGGCAGAGGGGCCCAGGGAAGCAUACAGACAGCUCCGCAAACGUUGCUGUCGGUGGCUCAAGCCAGAGAAGCGGACAAAGGAGCAGAUCUUGGAGCUGUUGAUCCUGGAGCAGUUUCUGGCUGUCCUGCCCCAGGAAAUGCAGAAGUGGGUGGGUCGCCCUGAGACCUGCAGCCGGGCAGUGGCUCUUGCAGAGGAUUUUCUGCUGAGGCGAGGAGAGGCCAAGACACAGGAAGAGCAGGAGCUGGGCCUAAUCCAGGAGGUGGCAGUGAGCUUUGCAGAGGCCGAGCAAACUUUGUCUGAAACUGCUCCGAGGCGUCUCAUAGAGAGGCUGGAAAGGGGAAGGAGGCCAGUUCGCCAGGUGGUGAUGGCUGGAUGAGUGACAGCGAUGGGGAGCCACAGCGGAUGUCUUCCAAAAGAGCCCGUAGUCUAGAGCUGGAACAGAGUUUUUUAAGUGAUGGUGGAUCCAAGAGAGAAGAUGGAAGGGGAGACUGGAGGAGGGAAGCCACUGCAGGCCCAGAAGGCUCAGCCUGCGAAAUAGUCCCGCAACAACGGAUACACAAAGGAAAGGGAAGGAGUUUGUGCACUUUGUGUGAGAAAAGCUUCAGCGCUAAAUCGAGUUUUAAUAGGCGCCAGAGGAUCCACACAGGAGAGAAACCGUACAAGUGCUCGGACUGCCAAGAAAGCUUUCUCGCCAGAUCCAACCUCAUUAGGCAUCAGAGGAUCCACUCGAGAGAGAAGCCGUACAAGUGCUCGGACUGCGGGAAGAGGUUCAGUUGGAGCGCUAACCUCAUUACCCAUCGGAGGAGCCACACUGGAGAGAAGCCGUAUAAAUGCUCCGGCUGUGGGAAGACAUUUAAUCAGAGCGCGCACCUCAUGAGGCACCAGAGGACGCACCUGAGGGGAAAGCUGUACGAGUGCGCCAACUGUGGGAAGGGGUUUGCUCACGGGACAGCUCUUAACAAUCAUCAGAGAAGCCACACCGGAAAGAAGCCAUGCGAGUGUUUGGACUGCAGCAUGACAUUCCACAAUAAAUCAAGCCUUAAUAGACACCAGGGACUUCAUACGGGCAGAAAAUCGUACUGGUGCCCAGACUGUUGGAAAGGAUUCAGUCGCUGUUCGGUACUAGCCAGGCAUCGGAAAACGCAUUUGAGUGAGAAGCCAGGCCCCUGCUCACACUGUGGCAAAUCCUUCCUUAGCACAUCGGACCUUACUGCACACCAGAGAACCCACACAGGAGAGGAAGUUGUUUAAAUUCUCAAGGGUUGUGGGAGAGAGAUUCUUUCAGAAUCGUGCACCUUACUAGAAAUCAGGGAAUUCUCAUGGGACAGGGGACAUAAGGCUAGUUCACACAAUAGCCUGGGAAGGAGCAGGUACCCAGGGUUGACGCCAUGGCAUUAAUGGUUGCCAUUGUCCUUGCCAGUAUCUCCUGCGGCACCUGUACAAGGUCUCAAUAAAUAUACCCUCAAAAAUCCACAA
Molecule: messenger RNA, 3435 nt
Organism: Podarcis raffonei (Aeolian wall lizard)
Lineage: Eukaryota; Metazoa; Chordata; Lepidosauria; Squamata; Lacertidae
Product: zinc finger and SCAN domain-containing protein 20-like
Exons: 3
Coding region: 1499-2335 (278 amino acids)
Source: RefSeq, a predicted model, not a curated record